AUGGCCUCCCAGGCGCCGUGCGCUCCCUGCUCCCCAGAAUGCCUGGACGAGGACGGGAAGACAGUGUCCCAGCUGCGUAGCGUGCACCUGCCCUCGGUCCUCUCCAGCGACCUUGAGCAACUGUUCCAUAAACUGCCCGGCACGGCUCUCAUCAGGGCCUAUGGCCGCUUCAAGCUGUCGACGUUGGAGGCACGCCAGGACGGGCUGCUGGCUCCCUUUGACCCGCUGGAGGUCAGCAGGGACUCACCACCACCCCAGGAGCACCCGAAGCCUGAGAAGAAGUUCUGGGGCGACCAGGAAACCCUCUCCAAGAUCCCGUUUAAAGUUCUGAGGGGACAUGAGGACCUUGUGAGCUCCUGUAACUUCUGUGUGGAUGACACAAAGCUCCUCAGUGGCUCUUAUGACUGCACUCUAAAGCUGUGGGAUGCUGUGGAUGGCUCAGUCAUUCGGGAUUUUGAGCAGAGGCCCAAAGCUCCUGUUUCAGAGUGCAGCGUGACAGCUGACGGCAGAAGAAUUAUCACAGCGUCCUAUGACAAAGCGGUGAGGGCUUGGGACCUUGAGACAGGCAAGCUGCUGUGGAAGAUCAAUCACGAAACCUUCAUAGCCUCCUGUAAGGUUUCUCCUGAUGGCAAAUACGUGGUCUCGGCCUUGGAUGUGGACCGCGCAAUCUGUAUAACAGACGCAGAAAAUGCCACCACCGUGUCGCACAUCAAAAACCAUCACAACCGGUCCCUCACAGCGUGCUGCUUUGACCCCGACAGCCAGAAGGUGGCUUCCGUCUCGCUGGACAAAAGCAUCAAGAUCUGGGAUAUUACAUCCCAGGCCACGCUGCUCACCAUCACCAAGGCGCAUUCCAGUGCAAUUUCAAACUGCUGUUUUACCUUCAGUGGCCAUUUCCUGUGUACAAGCUCUUGGGAUAAAACCUUAAAAAUAUGGAACGUCCAUACAGGGGAGUUUCGGAACUGUGGAGCCUGUGUGACUCUGAUGAAGGGCCAUGAAGGUUCUGUGAGCUCCUGCCACUUUUCCAGAGACACCUCUUUUCUCGUGUCUGGAGGGUUCGACAGGACUGUGGCUAUCUGGGAUGUAGGAGAAGGCUACCGGAAGCUCUCCCUGAAGGGCCACAGUGACUGGGUGACAGACGUUGCCAUUAGCAACAACAAGAAAUGGGUCCUGUCUGCUUCAAAGGACAAAACCAUGAGACUAUGGAAUAUUGAAGAAAUUGACCAAAUUCCUUUGGUAAUCGAGUACAAAAAGGCCCUGGGCUUAAAGGUGAAACAGUGUGAAGUAUGUGACAGGCCUUUCUCCAUCUACGAAAGUGACAUCUUUUCUGAAACAGUCACCCAGUGUGUGUUCUGCCGGAUGGAUGCCAAAGACUUGUCAACAGAGGCCUCAUCAUUAUCAGGAGGGGAAGACUCACUGUCACAGGACGGCAGCCCGGGCGCAGAUGACUGA
This is a messenger RNA of Neomonachus schauinslandi (Hawaiian monk seal), 1452 nucleotides long. RefSeq names its product WD repeat domain 88 (gene WDR88). The transcript is spliced from 11 exons. NCBI's taxonomy places the organism in Eukaryota, Metazoa, Chordata, Mammalia, Carnivora, Phocidae. The record is from RefSeq and is a predicted model, not a curated record. Gene Ontology annotation, molecular function: protein binding. The coding region runs from base 1 to 1452 and encodes 483 amino acids.